GAUUCUUGGAAUAGCAUGUCAAUCACUGGAUGUACGUUCAACGGCACCGAUUGCACCAAGAUUGAGGCCCAGCCCACAGACACCACAUGGCAGUGCGUGACAAAGGAAACAUGACGGCGCGUCGCAUAGCGUGAACGCACUACGUCAUCAGAGACAGACGACACCACCUCACCAACAACCAUUUCAACCCUCCCAUGGCCGUCUACAUGUCCCCCAAAAGACUAGAACCCCCGCCAAAUAUAUACCCAAAAUGCCCACCGAACCACUCACCAAAGCUCAACGCAUGACCUACCGCAUCGGCCGCGGCGAAACCGGCGUCCUAACCUUCGAGCCCUACAAAUCCUCCAUCCUGCCCCUCUGGCGCUUCAAAACCCCUUCCAUCGCGCGCCAAUCCUCAUCCGCAAUCUACACCAAGUUUCUACACUACAACGAUGAAAACGACUUCAUCGGCAUGGACAUGGCGCGCAAGUUCCUGCAGAUGGGUAUGGCGCGUGCGAAGAGGUAUGCGAAUCAUGCUGGGGGUAGAAAGUAUGAUAAGAAGACGGGACGGGAGCUGGAGAAGAGUACAGGACAUGUGGGCAUGAAGGAGAAGUUGGAGGCGAGUGAGGUGUUUAGGAGUGUAUGGGAGAGGGCGAAGGCGCAUGAGGGGUAUCAGGUGAAGAAGGAGGCGUUUUUGAAGGAACAGAAGGAAUGGGAUAGGGAGAGGAAGAGGGAGGUGAGGGACUGAGAGGUUGGUUUCGGUGAUAUAUGUACUUGUUAGAUUAUGUUGUGUUUAUGGGACGAUGGGUUGGCGCUGGAUGGCAUAGCUGUAUAUAGUAGUAUGCUUGUCAGGAUGUUGUUUAUAACUUUAUUCUUGUAAUCUGGGGCGUGAGACAUCUUGGAUAAUGUCUCUCUUGCCUACACUAUAUGGAGCGUAAAG
Messenger RNA from Bipolaris sorokiniana ND90Pr, 919 nucleotides. RefSeq lists its product as uncharacterized. NCBI's taxonomy places the organism in Eukaryota, Fungi, Ascomycota, Dothideomycetes, Pleosporales, Pleosporaceae. The coding region runs from base 251 to 727 and encodes 158 amino acids. The transcript is spliced from 2 exons. The record is from RefSeq and is a predicted model, not a curated record.